ACAGCGUCGCGCAAUUUCAACCAUUCGAAAAAAACGCGAAUCUCCUGUGUCGAUCAAAAGAAGAGACGUUCCGUUCCGUGUUCCUACAAAAAAUAAAGUAUCGCGUACAGUGCACCAAAAUUCUUCACUCCAACGCUAGACAAAAGCUAGUACAUCCAGUUGUUCCGCGCAUUUUCCGCUACAAGAACCGAGUGAUCCGCCGUGUUCGAUUGCGACCCCCAAAAUUGUUUGUUCUCGCGGCAGACAAAAAAAAAAGGUUUCCCCUCAAAUUCUAACAUAGCGGAGGCCAACACCAUCAUCAGCCACUUCUAAACCUCACUCAAAUCAGUCGUCAAUAGCGAGCGAGAGCGGAAGAAAAAAGCGAAAAAGUCACCAUCAGAACCUAGUAUCAGGAAAAAGGCAGACCCAUUCGUAGCCACCCAGGUCGGGGAAAGCCAUUUUUUCGCGUUACAGCUUGGUAUUUUUCGUCGACGAGUACGAUCUUCCGGAACAAAAAAUCGCCGCGAUUCGCGUCCUUCCGGUUCAGGGUUUGCUGUGCUGUGUUCCCUCAAAUCGUGGGCCGCCGUGUUUUUCUUAUCCUGGCACACAGGAACGCGCAAACAAAAGUGUGCAUCUUCGAGUGGGAUUGUUUUGAUAGAUAUUCCUGCUGCUUCCAGAUCUGCGUCUCGGUCAGACCCGGGCACUCCGCGCAGUGUGCGAAGACAAACCUCCUUCCGAUUGGGAAAGCCUUUUAGAAAAAGUCGAAGGUGGUGCUCUGUCUGUGCGGUAUUUGUACCUUGCAAGGGUGCUGCUGGAUUGCGCAAAAAAAACGUAUUCAAGCAGCUAAGGGUAUUUUGCAUCAUCAUAACCCCAAGGGCAGCAGCAGAAAGUGUUUACGGUGGUCAGUGGCCAAGUCAAUCAGUCAGUGCGUGUGUGAGUGUGUGUCCGUGGGCCAAUAAUCUCUUUUCUUGAAAGCCCUCCGCCCCGCUAAAUUGUUGUUAGUUUUCGUUUUGUAAGCCAAAGCCAAGCCGAAGGUCUCUGGUUAGCAGCCGGAAGUGGCCGAUACUGCAAGCAGCACUCAGCAGCAAAAAAGCGACCGUAAUCCGUGUGUAUUCCGUUUGAUACCGUGUCUAUCUGGUGAUUUGGUGAUUAUUUUUUUCUUUCUGUGAGUGUGUUUCCAUCUUGGGGUCAGAUUCUUGGAGCAAGUCGUGCUAAUUUUUUUGGAGGACGGAAAAAUUGGGAGGAAUUCGGUGCAAAGAAGGGAAGUUAACAGCAGCGCAGCAGGUUGUUCUCCGGGGAAAACGAGCGGCCCGUUGUCUUGGAAGUAGAUGAAGGAUCCAUCUACCUUUCAAGCCAACGUUUGUUCAGCAGCCACCGGAAAUCGCAGCUUCGCCUCUGGUACAGCCACUAUCAACCGCGCCCAACUGCCUCUGCCGGUCCGUGCUCACUCUGCAAAAGCAGCAGCAGCAGCAGGGAGGCUAACUGUCCGAAGAAGCGCCGCUAAAAGCUGCAACAGCAAGCUCCCAAACUGCUUCCGGCGGCAGCAGCAGAUCCAAGGCCAAGCCCAAGCGCCCCGAGACAAAGUGUCCGUGGACGGCAAAACGCGCCGCCGCCAGCCUUCUUCGCCUCCCAGUAGCACCAUCCGAAAACGACAACGCCGCCGAAGAAGAUGUCCCGAAAUAAAGACAAGUACGAUAACAACAACCCGAGGCGGCAGCAGACUUUUCUCACGGCCGAGGACAUCGCGGCUGGCAAGAAGACCUGCUGGCACGGCGUCGAGAUAACCGGCAGUGUGCGCAACCUCAGCCCGACCCUGUGGAAGUUCGAGCAUCUGACGGCACUUUAUCUCAAUGAUAACUGUCUGAUGCGGUUGCCGCACCAGAUCGGCCAGCUGGUAAACCUGCGAACGCUGGACCUUUCUAGCAACAAGCUGCGCAGCCUGCCGGCCGAGCUGGGCGAGCUGAUACAUCUAAGGGAACUUAUGCUCAACAACAACCUGCUGCGUGUGCUUCCGUACGAACUCGGCAAGCUGUUUCACCUGCAAGUGCUCGGUCUGCAUGGGAAUCCGCUGGGCAAGGACGCAACGUAG
Molecule: messenger RNA, 2068 nt
Organism: Uranotaenia lowii
Lineage: Eukaryota; Metazoa; Arthropoda; Insecta; Diptera; Culicidae
Product: CCR4-NOT transcription complex subunit 6-like
Exons: 4
Coding region: 1649-2068 (139 amino acids)
Molecular function (GO): protein binding
Source: RefSeq, a predicted model, not a curated record